This is a messenger RNA of Caenorhabditis angaria, 3085 nucleotides long. The record is from the annotation of a GenBank genome assembly. Lineage: Eukaryota; Metazoa; Nematoda; Chromadorea; Rhabditida; Rhabditidae.
AUGAUCACCACGUUUUUUGUGCUAUUUUUGGCCGGUUUAGUGUUUUAUUUCUACUUUGAAUCGAAGGUAUUGAUUGAUUUUUUCUGCCCUUUCCAGCAAUUUUUUUCCAGAGAAAAGUGAAUUUGCUGAAACACGCGAUUCAACAAAGGAAAGAUGAACAGCUGAGGAAUUUUGAGUGGAUUCGGAGGAAUUUUGAGAAAUUGGAUGAAAAUGAGGCGGAGAGAAUUGUGAAUUUACCCUACGAAAAAUUGAAAUCAGAUUUGAAAAUGGGAAAUUUGAAAGUGACGGAGGUUUUGAGAGCAUUUCAAAGAAAAGCGAUGAAAGCACAGGAAAAUACGAAUUGUGUUUGUCUUUUUGUUGAAAAAUCGAUUGAAUUGGCGGAGAAGUUAGAGGAAGUUGAGAUUGAGAAACGGGGGAACAUGGAGCUUUUUGGAAUUCCUGUUAGUGUUAAGGAAUGUAUUAAGGUUGGGAUUUGGGGGUUUGGGAAUUUGAAGGUGAAUGAAAUUUGAAAAUUCAAAAAAUUUUCUGGAAUUUUCAAAAUCUGGAAAUCUAAAUUUUGUCAAAAAUCAAUCUGAAAUUCGAAAAAAAUGCUGAAAUUUUAAAAAAUCUGGAAAUUGUUUGGAAAAAAAUUUCCGAAUUUUCAAAUUUGAAAGUUUUUGUUCAAAAAUAUUUCACCAAAAAAAUUUGGAAAAUUUUAUUUUUUCAGAAAUUUUGGGUUAAAUUUCAAAAUUUUUCGAAAUUUUAAAAUUCUGGAAAAUUUGGUCAAAAUAAUGUUGAAAGUUGUUCGGAAAAAAAAUUUCAGAAUUUUCAAAUUUGAAAGUUUUUGUUCAAAAAUAUUUCACUAAAAAAAUUUAGAAAAUUUUAUUUUUUUGGAAAUUUUGGGUUAAAUUUCAAACUUUUUCGGAAUUUUCCAAAUUUAGAUUCAAAAUUUAAAUUUUUUUCUGAAACUUCACAUUUUUAAAAUUAUUUUUUUUUAACAAUUAAAAAAAAAAUUGAAAAUUCAAAUUUUUUCUGAAAAUUUCACAUUUUUAAAGUUAUUUUUUUAAUUAAAAAAAUAUUUUACAAAAAUUAUUUUUUUAAAACAGUUUUUUAAAAAUUGACAGUUAAUAUUUUUAUUUCUCAAUUUCUGAAUUUUUCAGAGAAUUUUGGUUAAAAAUUUUACAAAUUUAAUUCAAAAAUUCGAAAUCUCAAAAUUUCCAGAUCAAAGGAAUGGAUUCAACUCAAGGCCUUAGUCAAUCACUUUUCAAACCUUCAGAAAAUGAUUCGAAAUGUGUUAAGCAACUUAUGGAAUUGGGUAGGUUCUGCAAAUUUUGGCUGGAAUUUCAGAUUUUGAUUUUUUCUUGAAAGUUUUGAGCUUCAAGUUGUCUUGGUUCAAAAAAUCCAACAAAGAGGGUUCUAAAAAAAGUUAUCCUAACUCAAAUCUCCCCAAAUUUCAGGCGCAAUUCCCUUCGUCCACACCAACAUCCCACAAGCUCUUCUAAGUUUCGGCUGCUGCAAUCCAAUCUACGGCUCAACAUCAAAUCCCCUCGAUGUCACUCGUGUUCCUGGCGGCUCUUCUGGCGGCGAAUCUGCCCUAAUUUCCAGCGGCGCUGCACAUUUCGGUAUUGGAACUGAUGUUGGUGGAAGUAUUCGAACACCCGCGACAUUCUGUGGAAUUGUCGGCUUCAAAAGUUGUUCGGAUCGAAAUUCGCAUACUGGAAAAGUUUCGUCGAUUCCGGGAAGACAAUUGUUGCGAACUGUUGAAGGACCGCUGGCUAGGAAUGUGGAUAUUUGUGUGGAAUAUAUGAGAUUGGUAAGGAACUUUUUGAAGUUUUCUUAAAAUAGUUUUUGUUCGAUAGAGCGCACUGGCUCUAAUUUUAUGAUAAAAAAUAUUGAACAUUUCUGAUUUUUUUAGUUCUUCUCUUGAGUUUUCAUUUUCUGUUUUUCCUGAAAUUCAAUUCGAAAAACUCGCAGAAACAAUAAUCGUUUUUUGUUGAGUUUUGAGAUUUGAAUCUGAAAUUCCAGCCAAAUUUUCGCAGAACCUACACAUUUUGAAUGAUUUUCUAAAGAUUUGAAAAGUUAUUGACUUAGGCCUUGAGUUGAAUCCAUUCCUUUGAUCUAGAAAUUUUGAAAUUUUGAAAUUUGGAAUUAAAUUUGGAAAUGUUUAACCAAAAUUUGCUGAAAAGUUCAGAAUUUGAAAAAAAUGUAAUUUUUCAAUUUUUAAAAAAAUUUUGAAAUUUUUGAAUUUUUAACGGAAUUUGGGAAAUUUCAGAUAGAAUUUGAGAAAAAAUGUUGAAAUUUAACCAAAAAUUUCGGAAAAAAAUAAAAUUUUCUAAUUUUUUUUUGGUGAAAUAUUUUUGAACAAAAACUUCCAAUUUUGAAAAUUCUGAAAUUUUUAUUCAAACAUUUUUCAAAAUACAAUUCAAAAGGUUUGGAAAGCGCGGGAAACCAUUUCUGGUUCACACAUAUCUACACCGCGACGCACAAUUGCACACAACAAACAUUUGCUGGCUACAGUACUCCAAUAUGAAAUAUAUUGUGUAAACUAAUUUGGGCUAACUAAAAAUGAAAAUUCUAAAAAUUUUUGGGAGCUGAAAAAUUUUUUUCAAGGCUUUUCAGAUUCCUGAGUUCCAGAAAUGUUCAGAUUUUCGAGUUUUCUUAAAUUUCAGGUUUUGUGGAAUUUUCUAAAUGAUUUUCGUGAUAAUUUCUAAAAUUCUCUCAUUUUUUUUGAAAAAAAACCAAUUUUCAAGAAAAUUGUUAAAAUUUUAAUUCCAAAAAUCUUUUUCCGCAGAAAUGGAAUGAUAAUUCUCUUUUCGAAUCGGAUUAUUACAUGCCACCAGUCAAAUUCCAAGAAGAAAUGUUAAAUUCCACUCAAAAACUUCGAAUCGGAUAUUAUACAUUUGACGGAUAUCAAAAAAGCUCCAAAAGCCUACGAAAGGGCAGUUUUGGAGACAAUAAACUAUCUUCGAGACAUCGAAGGACAUUCAAUUUUCGAGUUCAAAGUUCCGAAUCCCGAUUUGAUGUUCAGUGUGUUUUGUGCGGCUGCAACUUCGGAUGGUUCGAUUUAUUUGAACAAAUUAUUGUCGGAGGAUAUUGUGCCGGAUGA